UUCUUCUUCUUAUUAUAUUCUCUCUCUCUCUUAACCCUCAGAGUCAACACAUCCACUCUCUGUUAUCCCAUUUCUCCAGUCGCCGUUCUCAUCCCACUACUAUAUUGCUCCUUAGACCCCACCACCACCACCACACACCCUUCUCUCCCUUAUAACAACACUCUUUCACUCUUCUUCUUCUUCUUCUUCCACCACCACCACCUCCUCCUCCUCCUACUUAUAUUACCCCUCAUUACACCAAAAUUCCAUGCAACCCCUCUUCAUAAUCUUAUAAAGCAAAACAAAAAAGAAAAUAUCUCUCUGUUUCCUAUCUUAUGGACUUGUAAACCUCCACCCGUAUCCAUCAAUACUCAAAAGACCCCACUUUUUAACUCACUUGUCUUUGCUUCAAUUUUGAUUAUCAUGGAGAACUACUCUUAUAACUCGUACCCAGAAUCCGGUGACUCUUCGCCGCGAUCCCGAGAGAUCGAGUUUGAGAAUCCCACUCCGUGGGAGGAUCAGUCCCAGCAACCUCAAAGUUACAAGGCCAAAUUCAUGUGUAGCUACGGUGGAAAAAUCCAUCCACGCCCACAUGACAAUCAACUCGCUUACAUUGGUGGCGACACUAAAAUUCUCGCCGUUGAUCGUAAUAUUAAAUUCUCUGUCAUGAUGAGCAAGCUCGCCUCUCUUUCUGGUGAUACUGAUAUCUCUUUUAAAUACCAGCUGCCUGGCGAAGAUCUCGAUGCUUUGAUCUCUGUUACCAAUGAUGAUGAUCUUGAGCACAUGAUGCAUGAAUAUGAUCGUCUCUUUCGUGCUUCUAAUAAACCUGUUCGCAUGCGCCUGUUCUUGUUUCCGGUGAACCCAUCUCCAGCCGCGAGUUUUGGUUCUGAGGGUUCCAAAUCAGAGCGUGACCGUUUCGUUGAGGCUUUGAAUUCGGGUCCCACUCAUGUUCCUGAAAGUACCAACACCAAACCACUGCAAAAUAAUGUUGAUUUCUUAUUUGGGUUAGAAAAGGGUAUUCCUCCUCCGCCUCCUCCAGCAGCGCCGAUCAAGGUGCCGGAUUUAGCAGAAGUGCAUGUGGGAGUGGGUCAUGAUGAUCGGGUUAUCGGUUCGGAUCCAGUGGCCAUACAUACUCAGUUACAGAGGAUGCAGAUUAGGGAACAAGAGCAGCAAACCAUGUAUAGAAAAAACAGCGACGAUAAUUUAAUGGGUGGUUACAGCGGCGGCGGCGUUGGAGGAGAAUAUUUCGGCCAAAAAUUGCCUGAUAAAAUUCCACCGCCGUCGAGUUUACCGGUUACUGCUCCUGCGGGAUUUUGGCCGGAGAAACAAAUACAGAGCGGAGGAUUCCCGCAGGCUGCGAUGGCUGUAGCGACAACCCCGAUGCCGCCAGAGCAACAACUUUAUGUGUUACAGGGUCAUCCGCCCGGUACUGUUUAUCAUGCUCCGGUAAUGCGACAGGUGACUGGUCAAACAGGUCAACCAUAUUACAUGCAAAGAAUGGGAGGAGGAGGAGGACCUGAAGUUUACCGGGAACAGCCGAUGUAUAAUAUGGUUCCGCCACCGCAACAGCAGGGGCCCAUGGGAGUCAUGAGGCAAGGAGGGCCAGGAGGAGUUGGGAUGACAGAUGGAGGUUAUGCACAAGUAGCGUAUGAUAGUGGAGUUGGGAGACAGGUCUACUAUACGGCGCAGGGAGGUGGUAUGGUGCAGCAACCACAACAACCUUCUCCAUAUCAAGGUGUUGGUGGUGGGGUGGCAGUUAGCGGUGAAAUGAGACAUGCUGGUGGUGGUGCUGGUGGUGGGGCUCUGAAUCAGGAGGGCAAAGUGGUUAAGGUUUCACAAUCUUCAGUUUAAUUAUGGUAAAUUAAACUAUAAAUAUUAAUAUCAUCCAUAAUCCAUAUUUAUAGAUAUGCUUCUAGUUUAAGUUAAUUAUGUGCUUUGAUGUUAUGUGAAUUGUUAGUCUUUCUUUUUUCUUUUUCUUUUUUUUUGUUUUUUUUUUUUUUGUUCCCUUUUUGUAUACAAUGGUUAAGAUCAAAUGAAUUACUAAGUAGUUUUGUUUAACCUGCAA
Molecule: messenger RNA, 2044 nt
Organism: Ricinus communis (castor bean)
Lineage: Eukaryota; Viridiplantae; Streptophyta; Magnoliopsida; Malpighiales; Euphorbiaceae
Exons: 1
Coding region: 403-1830 (475 amino acids)
Molecular function (GO): protein binding
Source: RefSeq, a predicted model, not a curated record